ACCAAACCCUCCAGAGCAACGAACCUAGCUAGCUAGCUUCCACACCAGUGAGCUCCACACUCUCCUUUCUGCUGCUUGCCUGCUUCAGUGCUUGCUCGAGGUCGAGAGGGUGAGAGCGAGGCAUGGCUGUGGCCAGGUCCGAUGAUCAGUACGGUCGCUUUGUGUGGGCGCUGCCCAUGGACAUGGAGGGCAGCCACAAGGGCUGCGGCGGCACCGGCGACGACGACGACGACGACCUCGACGUGGCUCCGGCUGCUUAAUUAACUGACGAGAUAGUAAUUUGCUGAGGUUUAUCUCGAGGUGCUGUAUAUUUCAUGGCUCCGCGAGAUAAUAAUUUUACUACCGUAAUAGCUUGCUUAGCUAGCUCGAGCUCGAUUUUACUUAUUACCAACAAUAAUUGUUGUACUCCCGUAAAUGCAUGGCCGUAGUGCAGCUAAUGAGGGGGUCGUGUACCGGUAAUUGCAGUAAAAAAUCAGGAUAACUGAUGUGCACGCUUAUUAAUGGAUUCAUGUAAGUGUGCACGAGGUCAGGAGUUGUAUUAUACCAUUACCGAUAAAGAUAGAAGUUUAUGAUUAACCUUUAAUGAUUGUUGCCCUUCUACAUUGGUUUGGGUUUAAUUUUAAAGUAAGAGAGCGUGUCUGUGCAGUGGCGGACGUAGCCUAGAAAAUAAGUGAGGGCUCCAUCCUCCCUCUUUUUUUUUUCUUCUCGUACCUCUUUUCUUCUUCCUCUCCUUAAUUCAUGUCAAAAAAUUGGUUGGGGCUUAGGGGAUCCAUGGGCAUUAGGCCGAUAGGGGGGCUCCCCCGAGCCACCGUUCAAUCCGCCCCAACGUGUGUGGGUUGGGGAGGGCGGGGGGAUGCAUUUAACAUCAUCUGAUAUAUGGAUUUAUAUAUGAAUGGAAUCUUAGGACUUAAUUGACUAACGUUUGCAGAUCAUGGCCGGGGAAUAGGGAUCGGAGAAGGUUAAGUAUAACUGGAUAUGGCUGAAUGUGUACCACAAAGAAUUCAUGUUAAAUGAUGAACUUGUGUUGUAGUAUUCUUGAACAAGAUAUUCAAUCUUAACUCAAAAAGUAUCUUCUCAUCUUGAAGUUGUGUUUAAUUAGUUCUGGGCCUUCCUUCUGCUUUUUAAUACACAAACUAAAAUAAUUGUGGCGUACAAAAAAUUAAAAUCAAAUAAAACUUAGCUAAACUUAGGCCUUGCUUCUACUUCUGACGGCCAGCAUGUACGUAGUGCAGCUAAUGUGGGGGUCAUAUACCGUUAAUUACAGUAAAAAGAUCAGGAUAACUGAUGUACAGGGGUUUCACGCUUAAUGUAUGGAUUAAUGUAAAUUUUCUCGAGGUCAGGAGUUGUGUAUUACACCAUUACCGUACCAAUAAAGAGAGAUUAACCUUGAAUUGUUGUUGCCCUUCUGCUGUUUGGGUUUAAUGUUAAGGUAAGAGAGUGUGCCUGUGCGUAUGUGUGUGUGGGGGGGGGGGGGGGGUAUCUUUUCACCUGAAAGUCGUUGUGCUUAGUUAGUUCUGGGACCUCCUUCUGCUUUUUAAUACACAGGGGAAAAACUUUUGCCAUACAACAAAUUAAAUCAAAUAAAACUUAGAUUUAGCUAAGUCUAGGCCUUGACACUUUUGACAUGGGGUCCAAAACUACAUAUUAGUAAAAUGAUCUUCAAGGAAACAACUGAUCUAAAAAUGUAUAGCAUUUCCCUAGGACACUCUGGUAAUCUUUUUGUGGAUUAAAUCAUUCUCUUUUAGCAUUGCUGAAACAAUUUUUCUCUAGGAUCAUCAGCUAGAAAGAUUUGUGGCAAUCGAUGUUGAUUCAAUUAACUAUGUACUUAUUUAAGAGAAUUUUGAUAUGUUCAUGACUGUUUUAGCGCAAAUAAACAAGGAUGAUUAUUCCAUUAGAUUUUAUCGACUCAUUUAGAUAUAAGUAGCAAUCUUUAUUUUGCGAGUUUUUUGUUUGAAAUGCAAACAUAUUUCAAUAUUUAUAAGUAUUUUCUAAACAAUUUAGUAAAAUUAUAACAAGAAUAAUAGCGAUGAUGUACUCCAUUUAAGAUAGAUUUGCUUAGAACCUAACCGAAUCAUGGAAAUACAAAAAAAAAUUAAAUAUAUUCAUCAUGGCCAAAACUGAAAACGAGUACUAUGUUUUUUCUGAACCGAUCAGCAGGGGAGGCCCUGGGCUAAUUUUUUCUGUAUAAUAAUAAAAAAUGCAGAGUAUGUACAUGGGGGUUAUAGAUCUUAAAGCUCAAAGAAAAGAGAAAGAAAAAAAAACAAAUACUACGUUGAAGAUGAGCAGCCUUAUAACUAUUUCUCACAAGAAGAAAGAAAUAAUUUAGAGGUUUCUCUUGCGUUUAAAUACAAAAAGUAAUAUUUUUAUCCUAUGUUAUAUUGGCAGGUCUUAUAGAUUUACAACUUCAAACUGAACUGAGUCUCAGACAUAUUUCUAAGAAGUUUUCUUUUCUUUGAGGGUAUAACGAUUAAAUUCAUAUAUAUGGUGCUUAAGUUUGAUUAGGUUCUCUGUUGAUCCCAAGCAACCAAUCAUAUGGGCCCACACACUGAUUUCCGAAUUUCGUCUUACGUCAAGACGAUCAGCAGAACAGAGCUUAUUACGUGGGGAAGUCAUCGACUCCGUACAGCGUGAAGUGGCUAAGGCAGUUGAGAAAGCAAGCAAGCACACUUAUACUAGACUAAACAAAAGUAUAAACUCUUUGCGUCCAUCGUUGUUGUACUUGUGCAGUUGCAAAACCUGCCUGCCACAGCUUGUCAAGCAGAGUCAGAUCACCCGAAAACGCAGCUGUUCAAUAGAUUAUAGCUCCCGUCAGGCAAAGUGGUUUCAGCAACAAGAAGGUGAGCUGAUCAACCAAACACAGCGAAGCUAGCACCUAGCAGCCAUGGCCGCCCAUGCUUCGGAUUCGGAAGGCCAACAACCAAUGCCACGUACGUAGUUAGUAGCCAAGUAGGGCUCAGCUUCUGAAGCUAUAAAUUUCCCGGCAAGGACCCAUGUCUUUGCAUCGAAGUAAACAAAGCAGCUUAAGCCCUCUUGCUUUGUAGCGCUAGCAACCGGUGAGCACACCAGGAGCACCCAUGGCAUCCUCCUCGGUUGUCUUCGCCACGGCGCUCGUCAUGGCGCUCAUGCUCGCGAGCAGCAGCACGAGCCGUGCCGCGCGCCAUCUCGCCGACACGACCCCGGCCGCUGCUCCUCCUGCCGCCGUCCCAGGCAUUCCUGCCGUGCCGAAGCCGCCGGUGCCAACAGUGCCAACCGUGCCCGCGGUCGCCCUGCCACCGAUGCCCGCGGUACCCAAGGUGCCAGCGGUCACCGUGCCACCAGUUCCCCAAGUGCCGGCGGCGACCUUGCCACCCGUACCAGCAGUGCCGGCGGUCCCCGCGGCGACCCUCCCGCCGGUACCAGCGGUGCCGAACGCGGCAUUGCCCCCGAUUCCGGCCGUUCCCGCCGUGCCGAAGGUGACGCUGCCUCCCGUGCCCGCCGUCCCCAAGGUUACCUUGCCGCCGAUGCCCUCGAUCCCCAGCGGCGUGCCGAUGCCGUUCUUGGCGCCGCCUCCCUCGGCGUAAUCAAGCACUGUUCAUGUGUGGACACGCUGCCGUCAUUUGCCGAUGUCUGAUUGUUGCGUCGUCGCUGGAUCGAGUAUUUGCUGGGAAUGAUGCUGUACUUUCAUGAACAGAUUGGCUGGGUUUCUUUCUUGGCUUCCAUUUGAUUUGUGUGGUUCUAUAUGUGUGUAUGUAUUAGUUGCAGGAGUCUUGGGUUCUGUCAUUGUACUUUGUAUACAGGGUGUGCUCAGCAAUCUCGUGUUUCUGUAUAUUGGGUUCAAUUUGGUCUCAUUGUGUUUCAUUGUAUAAUGGAACUACUCAUAUCUUCUUGACAA
This is a messenger RNA of Panicum virgatum (switchgrass), 3871 nucleotides long. RefSeq names its product vegetative cell wall protein gp1-like. NCBI's taxonomy places the organism in Eukaryota, Viridiplantae, Streptophyta, Magnoliopsida, Poales, Poaceae. The coding region runs from base 3075 to 3560 and encodes 161 amino acids. The record is from RefSeq and is a predicted model, not a curated record. The transcript has a single exon.